GGAAGCGGAAGCCCAUUUAUUAGGUACCACCGACUCCAACGUCAACUUCCUCUGUUCAGACCCAUUUCCUCCACAAUUAAGCACCAAUUACAGGAAAAGGUUUCGGCAAAUAUCGAGUUGCUUCAUCAGCGAUGGCGGACUCCAGCCCAAUCACAGUCCUCCUCACCGGCGCCAGUGGUAGAACUGGACAAAUUGUUUAUCAGAAGUUGAAGGAAAGGACAGACCAGUACGUUACUAGAGGUUUGGUCAGGACAGAGGAGAGCAAGGAGAAAAUUGGGGGUGCAGAUGAUGUUUUUGUUGGGGAUAUAAGGAAUGCAGAUAGCAUUGUUCCUGCAUUCCAAGGAAUUGAUGCCCUUAUAAUUCUCACAAGUGCAGUGCCAAAAAUGAAGCCUGGGUUUGAUUUGAGUAGAGGUGGAAGGCCGGAGUUCCAUUUUGAAGAUGGAGCAUACCCUGAACAGGUUGACUGGAUUGGGCAGAAGAAUCAAAUAGAUGCUGCUAAAGCUGCAAACGUGAAGCAAAUUGUUCUUGUUGGGUCAAUGGGAGGAACAAAUCCUAACCACCCCUUGAACAGCUUGGGGAACGGGAAUAUUUUGAUCUGGAAGAGAAAGGCUGAACAGUAUCUGGCUGACUCAGGAGUUGCAUACACAAUUAUAAGGGCAGGAGGUUUGCAAGACAAAGAAGGUGGUGUCCGAGAACUGCUAGUUGGAAAAGAUGAUGAGCUUCUUCAGACUGAAACAAAGACCAUUACUAGGGCCGAUGUUGCUGAAGUCUGCAUUCAGGCGCUACAGUUUGAGGAGGCCAAAUUUAAGGCAUUUGACUUGGCCUCAAAGCCAGAGAGAGCUGGCACACCUACAAAGGAUUUCAAAGCUUUGUUUUCUCAGAUCACUGCCCCUUUUUGAUACACAACGGUUUUAUCUAUCUAUCUAUAUAUAAUUUAUUGAAUUCGAAGUUGGUUUUUUAGUUUUAUUUGAUCGGUUCACAUUGUGAUUCAGAUCUUUUAUCUCGAACAACACAAGUAGAACUUGUUUCCCCGCAAGCUUGUAUGCUAUAUAUUGUAGAAGGGAUAUUAUAAGUUGAAGCAACAUCGACAGCUGGGGCGUUCUCCAGGGAACUUAUCCAUUCAAAUGAAUUAGGUAUUACUGUUACAGAACUUA
Diospyros lotus (date-plum) is the source of this 1154-nucleotide messenger RNA. RefSeq lists its product as uncharacterized. The transcript has 7 exons. NCBI's taxonomy places the organism in Eukaryota, Viridiplantae, Streptophyta, Magnoliopsida, Ericales, Ebenaceae. Gene Ontology annotation, cellular component: chloroplast. Bases 132 to 899 code for a protein of 255 amino acids. Gene Ontology annotation, molecular function: oxidoreductase activity. The record is from RefSeq and is a predicted model, not a curated record.